Molecule: messenger RNA, 2957 nt
Organism: Perognathus longimembris pacificus (Pacific pocket mouse)
Lineage: Eukaryota; Metazoa; Chordata; Mammalia; Rodentia; Heteromyidae
Gene: Ubc
Product: ubiquitin C
Exons: 2
Coding region: 147-2888 (913 amino acids)
Biological process (GO): modification-dependent protein catabolic process; protein ubiquitination
Cellular component (GO): cytoplasm; nucleus
Molecular function (GO): protein tag activity; ubiquitin protein ligase binding
Source: RefSeq, a predicted model, not a curated record
UCCCUUCUAGGCGUUUCUGCGGAGGGAUCUUUGGGCGGCCGGGAGUAUAUAAGAAGGCGCCCCGGCGAGCUGCUGCUAGUUCCGUGGAGGCUGUUCGACCCGACACAGUUCUUCUCCGUGCGCCGCUGCCACAGCCGCCGUCGAAAAUGCAGAUCUUCGUGAAGACCCUGACUGGCAAGACCAUCACCCUGGAGGUGGAGCCCAGUGACACCAUCGAGAACGUCAAGGCCAAGAUCCAGGACAAGGAGGGCAUCCCCCCUGACCAGCAGAGGCUGAUCUUUGCAGGCAAGCAACUGGAAGAUGGCCGCACCCUGUCCGACUACAACAUCCAGAAAGAGUCUACUCUGCACCUGGUGCUCCGUCUCCGUGGUGGCAUGCAGAUCUUCGUGAAGACCCUGACUGGCAAGACCAUCACCCUGGAGGUGGAGCCCAGUGACACCAUCGAGAAUGUCAAGGCCAAGAUCCAGGACAAGGAGGGCAUCCCCCCUGACCAGCAGAGGCUGAUCUUUGCAGGCAAGCAGCUGGAAGAUGGCCGCACCCUGUCCGACUACAACAUCCAGAAAGAGUCUACUCUGCACCUGGUGCUCCGUCUCCGUGGUGGCAUGCAGAUCUUCGUGAAGACCCUGACUGGCAAGACCAUCACCCUGGAGGUGGAGCCCAGUGACACCAUCGAGAAUGUCAAGGCCAAGAUCCAGGACAAGGAGGGCAUCCCCCCUGACCAGCAGAGGCUGAUCUUUGCAGGCAAGCAGCUGGAAGAUGGCCGCACCCUGUCCGACUACAACAUCCAGAAAGAGUCUACUCUGCACCUGGUGCUCCGUCUCCGAGGUGGCAUGCAGAUCUUCGUGAAGACCCUGACUGGCAAGACCAUCACCCUGGAGGUGGAGCCCAGUGACACCAUCGAGAAUGUCAAGGCCAAGAUCCAGGACAAGGAGGGCAUCCCCCCUGACCAGCAGAGGCUGAUCUUUGCAGGCAAGCAGCUGGAAGAUGGCCGCACCCUGUCCGACUACAACAUCCAGAAAGAGUCUACUCUGCACCUGGUGCUCCGUCUCCGAGGUGGCAUGCAGAUCUUCGUGAAGACCCUGACUGGCAAGACCAUCACCCUGGAGGUGGAGCCCAGUGACACCAUCGAGAAUGUCAAGGCCAAGAUCCAGGACAAGGAGGGCAUCCCCCCUGACCAGCAGAGGCUGAUCUUUGCAGGCAAGCAGCUGGAAGAUGGCCGCACCCUGUCUGACUACAACAUCCAGAAAGAGUCUACUCUGCACCUGGUGCUCCGUCUCCGUGGUGGCAUGCAGAUCUUCGUGAAGACCCUGACUGGCAAGACCAUCACCCUGGAGGUGGAGCCCAGUGACACCAUCGAGAAUGUCAAGGCCAAGAUCCAGGACAAGGAGGGCAUCCCCCCUGACCAGCAGAGGCUGAUCUUUGCAGGCAAGCAGCUGGAAGAUGGCCGCACCCUGUCCGACUACAACAUCCAGAAAGAGUCUACUCUGCACCUGGUGCUCCGUCUCCGAGGUGGCAUGCAGAUCUUCGUGAAGACCCUGACUGGCAAGACCAUCACCCUGGAGGUGGAGCCCAGUGACACCAUCGAGAAUGUCAAGGCCAAGAUCCAGGACAAGGAGGGCAUCCCCCCUGACCAGCAGAGGCUGAUCUUUGCAGGCAAGCAGCUGGAAGAUGGCCGCACCCUGUCCGACUACAACAUCCAGAAAGAGUCUACUCUGCACCUGGUGCUCCGUCUCCGAGGUGGCAUGCAGAUCUUCGUGAAGACCCUGACUGGCAAGACCAUCACCCUGGAGGUGGAGCCCAGUGACACCAUCGAGAAUGUCAAGGCCAAGAUCCAGGACAAGGAGGGCAUCCCCCCUGACCAGCAGAGGCUGAUCUUUGCAGGCAAGCAACUGGAAGAUGGCCGCACCCUGUCUGACUACAACAUCCAGAAAGAGUCUACUCUGCACCUGGUGCUCCGUCUCCGUGGUGGCAUGCAGAUCUUCGUGAAGACCCUGACUGGCAAGACCAUCACCCUGGAGGUGGAGCCCAGUGACACCAUCGAGAAUGUCAAGGCCAAGAUCCAGGACAAGGAGGGCAUCCCCCCUGACCAGCAGAGGCUGAUCUUUGCAGGCAAGCAGCUGGAAGAUGGCCGCACCCUGUCCGACUACAACAUCCAGAAAGAGUCUACUCUGCACCUGGUGCUCCGUCUCCGAGGUGGCAUGCAGAUCUUCGUGAAGACCCUGACUGGCAAGACCAUCACCCUGGAGGUGGAGCCCAGUGACACCAUCGAGAAUGUCAAAGCCAAGAUCCAGGACAAGGAGGGCAUCCCCCCUGACCAGCAGAGGCUGAUCUUUGCAGGCAAGCAGCUGGAAGAUGGCCGCACCCUGUCCGACUACAACAUCCAGAAAGAGUCUACUCUGCACCUGGUGCUCCGUCUCCGUGGUGGCAUGCAGAUCUUCGUGAAGACCCUGACUGGCAAGACCAUCACCCUGGAGGUGGAGCCCAGUGACACCAUCGAGAAUGUCAAGGCCAAGAUCCAGGACAAGGAGGGCAUCCCCCCUGACCAGCAGAGGCUGAUCUUUGCAGGCAAGCAGCUGGAAGAUGGCCGCACCCUGUCCGACUACAACAUCCAGAAAGAGUCUACUCUGCACCUGGUGCUCCGUCUCCGAGGUGGCAUGCAGAUCUUCGUGAAGACCCUGACUGGCAAGACCAUCACCCUGGAGGUGGAGCCCAGUGACACCAUCGAGAAUGUCAAGGCCAAGAUCCAGGACAAGGAGGGCAUCCCCCCUGACCAGCAGAGGCUGAUCUUUGCAGGCAAGCAGCUGGAAGAUGGCCGCACCCUGUCUGACUACAACAUCCAGAAAGAGUCUACUCUGCACCUGGUCCUGCGUUUGAGGGGAGGUUUUUAGGUUUCCCCUUUUAAGCUUAUGACAAGUUUCAUUGCACUUUUCUUUCAAUAAAGUUCUUGCAUUCCUGAA